Messenger RNA from Plectropomus leopardus (leopard coralgrouper), 3579 nucleotides. It is a transcript of the gene micall2a, whose product is annotated as mical-like 2a. The record is from RefSeq and is a predicted model, not a curated record. Gene Ontology annotation, molecular function: protein binding. Lineage: Eukaryota; Metazoa; Chordata; Actinopteri; Perciformes; Serranidae.
AAACCUCAGCCUGUUGCACACUUUGUCUGGAGGCUGCUGAGUGCACAGCGCUAGGAGCAUGGCUGCCAUCAAGGCUUUGGAGCAGUGGUGUAAAAUACAAUGUGACGGCUACCGAGAUGUGGCCAUUACCAACAUGACGACCUCUUUCAAGAACGGACUGGCUUUCUGCGCGCUCAUACACAAGUACAGACCGGACCUGAUAGACUAUGACUCACUCAGAGAGGAGGAUGUGUUUGAGAACAACAGACUGGCUUUUCAAGUCGCAGAAGAGAAGUUGGGGAUUCCAGCAUUGUUGGAUGCAGAAGACAUGGUGGCUUUAAGAAUCCCAGACAGGCUGAGCAUUCUUACCUAUGUCUCCCAGUACUACAACUACUUCAAAGCACAGCCUCCCAUGGGAGGUGUGAAAAGGCCAGCAGAGGGCUCCAAGGAGGAGCCAUCGGAGAAGAAAAAUCUCCCAGUAGUUGCCAAGACCUUUUUGUCUAAAACCGCAACUGAAAAUCGUUUACCUUCUAGUCAGACCUCACCCAAGCUGGCCAGAGCUGCUGGUCAGGUCGGUACUCAGAAGGUGGUUCUGGCAGAAAACACCAACAAAAAUGGAACUCUCAAUAGCAAAUGUGUUGCAUGUAAGAGUCAUGUUCAUCUCGUUCAGCGGCACUUUGUGGAAGGCAAGCUCUAUCACAGAAGCUGCCUCAAAUGCAGUGAAUGCUCCAGCGUGCUUCAUGCAGGAGGCUACAAACCUGGAAAGAAUCCAGACACUUUUAUCUGUAACGCCCACCAGAACAAUUGCAAACCUUCCUCCUCCGAGGCUGCGAUCAAAAACGGACCCGCCAGUUCAGCUGGGCAAUUAAAUAGUGCUGGCCAGACCCAGCCUGCACCACGCCCCUUUUCAGUGCUGUCAGCCCCACUGAAUAUUGUCCUGAAGCCAGUUAGUCCUACUCCACCUUCCAAGUCCUGGACAGCCUCAGCCCAAAAGACGCAGACGGCCCGGCAGAGGUUUUUCCAGGCUGCAGCGCCAAUCACAGAGUCCUCAACAGGCAACAGGAAGUCCACAGAGCCAUCAAGUGUUUUAGGAAGGCCAAAGGUCCAACUGAGCCCUGAUGAUGAGAAGAGCAAAGCCAGGACAACCAUUGGAACGAAAUUGGCAGAGGAAAACUGCAACAAUAACAACAAACGUCAAUUCACCAUCAGAACAGCAGAGAGACGGUUUGGAGAUGAGCCAAUUUCAGCUGGCAGCCCCGGUUUGAGAAAAGAUAAAUGCAGCCAAGGCCCAGCAGGAAACAGGGCAGGACAACCCUCCACCAGCCAGACAAACAAUAAGGAAUCGCCAUGUCUGAAGGCCAUCAACAAAGACAACACAAGGCCAACAACUGUACACACAACCGCCGAAGAUCCAGUCUGGGGGCAACUGGAGCUCAAACCUGUGAAAACUGAGCUAGGUUUAAAAGAUCCUGUAGCUGAACCCUUUACUGAGCAACAUAAGCCAGGAUUCAUGUCUACGACUUCAUCUAAUGUCCCCAUCAGUACAACAAGGCCUCCCUCGGCUCCAGCAUCUGCAGCACCUCCGGUUAGCGCUGCUCUGUUUGAUCCGGCACACUUGAGGCAAGUGUCUCCCCAGAAACCUCAGCUUGAUUCUGGAAACCUUGGUUUUAAACAUGGGAGUCACUCGCCUGUGAAAUCCCCAACCAGACGGCCAGCUGUGGAAUCUAUUAGCUCUUCGACGAGUGCUCCAGCCAAUCACAGAAAUUCGUCAGGUGCUAAAAAGGGAAAGUAUUUGUCACCCACCAACGCCUCCAGGACUGAAAUGAGGUCACCCUCUGUGAAGUCUUAUCAUAUUCCAGUGGAGCAGAUUGAGAGGGAACUGAAUGAUAUUGAGACAAACGUGGCUCAGUUGGAGAAGGAGGGUGUGGAGCUGGAAAAGAAACUCCGAAGCUGUGAGGAAGAGGGGAAGGGAGACAUAUUGAUGGAUCCACUGAUGGUCGAUUGGUUCAACCUGAUUCGAAAGAAGCAGAUGUACAUUAGAAAGGAGUCAGAGCUUGUGUACAUAGCCAGGACUCAAGAACUGGAGCAGCAGCAGCCAGGUGUGGAGGGGGAACUCCGCAGGCUGCUGGAGAAGCCAGAUCAUUUAAAGUCCAGAGCGGAGCACCAGCGGGAGAAGAAGUUGAUGCAGAGGCUGAUGGAGAUUGUGGAUGGCAGGAAUGCAAUAGUGGAGGGUCUGGAUGAAGACAGGCUGAGGGAAGUGGAGGAGGAUCAGCAGUUGAAUGAAAUGAUGCAAAAUCUUGGGGUAAAGAAAGCCAAAAAUAAGAGGAAAUCCUCCAUCUCAAAACUUUUCAGGCGAAGAAGUAAAAGGCGAGUGGAAUAAUCUUCAAGGCAAUUUUUACUAUAUUUGCAUUAUUGUCCUGUAUGCAUUAUCAAUACUCAUUUUAAAAUGUUUUAAGGCUUUUAUAUUUAAGUACUGCACAGUGUGCUAAUGAAAAGACAAAUGAAAAGACGUCAAAUUAGGGAAGGAUAAUGGAUCAAAACAUGUUACAUUUGUUCAAAGUUCACCUUCAAAUCUUCGUUUGCUGAACAUUUCUAGCUCAUGAUUCAAUCUUUGCUUUUUUCACAAUUGCUUUAAUUUUUUUUUUUCCAAAAGAUGAAAAUGGUGCUUAAUUACUGUUGCAGCUGCAAGCAUUUCCCUUAUAUUGAUUAGACCUCAGUAAAGGAGUGUAACAAGGAAAAAGCCAUCAAUCAUGGAUAUGUUUGUUAUGUUAAGAUUCUGUAUAUUUAUUGAAUGAUUGGUAUGAGAUUUUUAAUUAAUAUUUUUCGCACAUCAGCUUGCACUGGGUCAAAAAAAUGGAUGCUGGGUGUUAAAAACACAAGCUAUCAUGGUUUUCUUAUUACCGAGUGAACACUGGCUGUUCCACAUGCAAAUAUGAAUGAGCAGAAUAAAUGUGUAAUCCUUCAACAGUCCUGAUCCCAAAUGAAAUUAUUUCAGUAUUUUUUCAAUAAUGGAUUUUAACAAAUUUCCUAUAAGGAUAUUAGCCGGAGAAAAAAACGCCCUGACAAUUAAGUUUGAAUGGCUGUGGAGUGUAAAAUGGAGAGCCACACAUGUUGCAGGCUGCAGAUCUUCUCUCACACUGUACUGUAGGUGGCAGCCUGGGUAUGCUGUAUCACAAGGCAGGAACUUGGAAAUCCAAUUUGCCACAGUGCGGACAGUUAAUUUCUUUGCUAAUUUUAUAAAUGCUGCAAAAAUGUUCAGCUGUGCUGAUGCAAUAAUGUUAUGUGAAAGAGGAUUAGGGUAGAGCAGUAGCUUAUGGCCGAGGAAGGCUUAUAAACUAUAGGUUGUAUUGAGCUCUUUAUCUUCAAACCGGGUUUAAUUAAACAUUACUCUUUACUAAUAUCUGCAUCAGAAAUGCUCCGCACCUGAGCUAUUAAAAUGUUCAAACGUUGUGUGGAGUCGGUCAUGUGUGAAAAUGGCAUUCGCAGUGUUUGUAAGGAAUGUACUGUAAUGUUGCUUUUUAAGUGUUACUGGAUGUUCUUGUACUCUAUUUAUAGUAUUUUUAAACUUGAAAUCUGUAGUCCAAUAAAUCCUUUGAAGAU